AUGGCAUCAGGACAAGGUCAUGGUAAUAUGUCGUUCGGCAUGAAAGUUAUUCGAUUUAUUAUUAUUGUAUUGAAUCUGGCAUUUAUUGUUGUUGGUAUCGCAUUACUUGCAAUUGAUAUUUAUGUUAUUAGAGAUCCUAAAAUUCAACAAUUACAUCCAUUACUUAAUCCAGAUUCAGCAACAAAUCAAUCUCGAAGUCUUUCAAAUGUUGCCAUAUUUGCUAUUACAUUAAUGGUUAUUGGUGGUAUUUUAAUAAUAAUUGGAUUUCUUGGUUGUUGUGGGGCAAUUAAAGGCUUUCGAUUUUUAUAUGUUCUUUAUGCAAUAAUUAUUGGUGCAAUAAUUAUUGCCGAAAUCAUCAUUCUUACUAUUUGUAUAAUUUAUUAUAAUCGUUUUAAAACAGAACUUCUUUCUAAACUUCAAGAAUCAAUUGCUAAAUAUUAUGUUGGUACACCAAUUAAUAAUUCAACAUUUGUUAAUUCAAUUUCAUUUUCAUGGGAUUUUGUUCAAUUUAAUUUACAAUGUUGUGGUGCGGCUAAUAAAACUGAUUAUUUGAAUACAACUAAUUGGAAUCGAACAAAUCCAUAUCAACUAGAUACAACUUUAAUUGUUCCCUUUACUUGUUGUCCUUUAAAUGCAACGAAAAGUUGGAAUGACUUACCGACAAAUAUGUCGGAAGCUAGUGCAUGUGCAAUAACAGGUGUUAAUGCUUAUUUCGAAGGAUGUUAUGAUCGUUUAGGUGAUUUAUUAGCUGCAUAUAAGAAGUAUAUUAUUAUCGGUGGUGUUAUUGUAGGUGUUGUUGAAAUAUUUGCUUUUAUAUUUGCUAUUUUAUUAUCUUGUCAUAAAUCCGAUUAUUAUACUUUGCAAACGUAA
Molecule: messenger RNA, 870 nt
Organism: Rotaria sordida
Lineage: Eukaryota; Metazoa; Rotifera; Eurotatoria; Philodinida; Philodinidae
Source: the annotation of a GenBank genome assembly